This is a messenger RNA of Drosophila rhopaloa, 1978 nucleotides long. Its product is annotated as protein obstructor-E. NCBI's taxonomy places the organism in Eukaryota, Metazoa, Arthropoda, Insecta, Diptera, Drosophilidae. The coding region runs from base 120 to 827 and encodes 235 amino acids. Gene Ontology annotation, molecular function: chitin binding. The record is from RefSeq and is a predicted model, not a curated record. The transcript has 4 exons. Gene Ontology annotation, cellular component: extracellular region.
UAGUUUAGUUUAACCAUCGCAGCGCUUGAGUCGCGAUAAGUUGCUCAGGCCCAGUACCAAGUUCCCAGGAUCGUCUCCAACUUGUUUCUUUUUUUUUCCUACUCAGCACCAAGUCGAAAAUGAAGUUAUUUUUAUGUGCCAUUGCUGUGACGCUGUGUGUGGCGACAACCGUAACCGCCGCCAACUUCGAGUGCCCGAAGGCUAAUGGCCAGUUUGCCGACGAAGUGCAGUGCGACAAGUUCUACGUCUGCGACGAUGGAGUGGCCAAGGCGAAGCUCUGUCCCGAUGGCCUGGUCUUCGAUCCGCUCAACCGCAAGUUCAACAAGUGCGACCAGCCCUUCAAUGUAGACUGCGAGGACCGUACGGAGCUGCAGGAGCCCAAGUCCAGCAAGUACUGCCCGCGCAAGAACGGAUUCUUCGCGCAUCCCGACCCCGCCGUCUGCAACAUCUUCUACAACUGCAUCGAAGGCGACGCCCUAGAGACCAAGUGCACCGUGGGCCUCCACUUUGAUGAGUACUCGGGCACCUGCGUGUGGCCCGAUACCGCCAAGCGCGAGGGCUGCAACCCGGAGCAGAGAACUUCCGAGACCGGCUUCGUGUGCCCCAAGGAUCAGCCCAAGAGCGACGACCGCGGCCAGGUGGUGACCCACCCCAAGUACCCGCAUCCCACCGACUGCCAGAAGUUCUACGUGUGCCUGAACGGCGAAGAUCCGCGGGACUUGGGCUGCCAGCUGGGCGAGGUCUACAACGAUGCCACCGAGAUGUGCGAUGCCCCGGAGAACGUGCCCGGCUGCGAGGACUGGUACAAGGACGACAAGAAGGACUAAGCCACUUCCGGGUGCCCUUUCUCAUCCCAUCUACACUCACACUCAUGCACACAGCCACACUGAACAAACAAAAACAAAACACGGAUUCGCGUCUUAGUCACUUAAAGUUAGUAGUUCUAGCCCAUUUCCUAUAGAACGUAUGCGUAGCAGUUAAACUUCAAUAUUCUGUUUACUCUCUGACCAUCUGACUUUCUAUCUCUGUACUUUCCUUUCCUUUCCCUUAUAAUCUGGCCUAUUUUAAAACACUUCCUUCCUUACUCUCUAUCUCUGCCUAUCUCUGUGCCCAACUGAAUUCCACCAAACUGUUGUGUAUAUAUUUCCUAUUUUCAGACUUUCACCUAAUUAUUAAACAAAAGAAUAAAAUGAAUUUUUUAUAAACUAUACUUACUAAAAGAUCUAUCUUUCCCACUCCUCUGACUAUGAUCUCUUUUAUCUGUAUUUUAUUUCAGCUAUCCUCUGUGCUUUUCUUUAAAAAGUCUUUGUUAUCUUUUAAUCCUCGCAACAUCAAUAUUAUCUACCUUACUGUUUUUAUUUUUAAUAAUUCCAAGGAAUCCUCUGCUCUUUAAAUUUUUUAUUAUGUACGUACUUUUAUCAGGACCAAUCUGAAAUAUGACUUUCUGAAAUUGUUGGCUAUUUUUCCCUUUUCCUAUAACUCCGUCCACAUUUUUUUAUAUUUUUUAUAAUCUGUCAUUUUACAAUAUUACACUCUGUAUUCAGACUUCUUCUUUUUCAUAUAUAUCUUACGUUAUUACUAUCAUAUUUUUAUAUGCUUAAAAUUCUUAUUUUCUGCUUGGCCUUCUUACUUUGCAGACCACCGUUUCUUACCUACCUAUAAAAUCGAAAUCUUUUCUAUAUCUUUAUUUUUUCAAUACUUGAUUUAAUAUUUUCUAAUUCACGAUAAUUUGGACAUACAGGUUGAAUGUUAACUUAUUGACUUGUCCGAUAUUUUGUAUUAUUUCAAGUGCUAUGUGUACAAAGCCGUCAACAAAUGUCCCAAUCUAGUUUCUACAUGCACGUUUCACCUAUUUUAUUAAUUAAGUCAUCACACAUUCGACUUUAAAUAUCUUACUGUUAGGCAAUACUCCUCGGUAACCAAUUCCAUCCCAGUAAUUUUCACUUGGUUUUUAAUAAAAGACACUAUUUCAAAUCUA